Molecule: messenger RNA, 651 nt
Organism: Hyphopichia burtonii NRRL Y-1933
Lineage: Eukaryota; Fungi; Ascomycota; Pichiomycetes; Serinales; Debaryomycetaceae
Gene: HSP21
Product: Hsp21p
Exons: 1
Coding region: 1-651 (216 amino acids)
Source: RefSeq, a predicted model, not a curated record
AUGUUUUCGGCUAACCAGUACGAUUCAGAUAAGUAUAACGAACAAGAAGACAUGUUUGAUGAUUCAUUUUUCGAAGCAAAUCCUUCGGAACCAAGAUCAUUGAUCCAUGAUAAUCCAAACGACGAUAUGCACCCAAGUUCACAGUUUGGAAAUCUUGGGAACUUGGAUUUUUUCGGAGGCAAUAUGGUCAACCCAUUUGGUGAUAUGGGGAUGGGGAUGAAUAUGAAUAUGAAUAUGAUGGAUUUUGAUAGUGACGGAGACUUGAAGACUACCGAGUUGAAAGAUCGCUAUAUUGUGGAAAUGAAGGAUAUCGGGGGAAUCGAAGGUAAAGAAUUUAGUGUCGACUAUCAAAAGGGUCUUAAUCAAGUUAUAGUCAAUAUGAAUAAAACGGUGAAAUCAGGUGGAAGCUUUAGUUCCAGCAGCUCUCAAAAGAGUGUUGGGUUUGAUAAGCCAAUUGAUUAUAAUAACAUUCAUUCUGAAGUUCAAGGUGAUUCUCUUGUUAUAACCGUGCCCAAGACUGACGAAUUCGCAUCUCUCGAAGAUGAAAAUGACCAUUCUUUUAUCGAGGGUCUUGCUACGAAUUCAAAAGAUGGCAAAGACGAUUACCAAUCGGGUUACAUUGAAGAUGUUGAAUCAGAUGAUGCAAAUUAG